Messenger RNA from Ilex paraguariensis (yerba mate), 615 nucleotides. The record is from the annotation of a GenBank genome assembly. NCBI's taxonomy places the organism in Eukaryota, Viridiplantae, Streptophyta, Magnoliopsida, Aquifoliales, Aquifoliaceae.
AUGCCAUCCUACCCAUUAACUACACAGCAGAAUUAUUUACCGGAAAAUACCUGGCAACGGGGCUGUGGGGUCGUUGCAACAUUGUUGAAUGAAUUGUCGUUGCCAUUAGUCUCAAGGGCACGGCUACGAACUGGCAAGGCCACAACAAGGACUGAUGUAUAUGCUUUUGGGGCAUUUGUGCUAGAGGUUGCCUGUGGAAGAAGACCAAUAAAGCAACGAGCAUCAAGUGAUCAGGAUCUGAUUUUGGUUGAUUGGGUGUUUUCGUGCUGGAGCAGAGGUGAGAUUCUUCAAACAGUUGAUCCAAAUUUGGGUACCGAUUACAUAGCAGAGGAAGUGGAGUUAGUGUUGAAGCUUGGCUUGCUAUGCUCUCACUCAGAGCCUCUAGCAAGGCCAACAAUGAGGCAAGUUGAACAGUACUUGGAGGGCGCCAUACUUCUGCCAGAGUUAUCAUCGCUUGGUAUGUCUGCAACUGGCCUGACGUUUGCACAUAAUAUUGCCAAGUCGCAACCAUCUUUUAUGGAGAAGGCAUCCUCAGUUGUAGAAUCCCUCCUCUCUGGAGGGCGAUGACCAAGAAGUUGUCUAUUAGAUUACCUUCAUCUCGGUAUAGCUAAAUGU